Trichomycterus rosablanca is the source of this 1204-nucleotide messenger RNA. Its product is annotated as GTPase IMAP family member 4-like. Gene Ontology annotation, molecular function: GTP binding. Lineage: Eukaryota; Metazoa; Chordata; Actinopteri; Siluriformes; Trichomycteridae. The record is from RefSeq and is a predicted model, not a curated record. The transcript is spliced from 3 exons. The coding region runs from base 53 to 979 and encodes 308 amino acids.
UGUAAACGUGUGGACUUUUUUUCUUGAAGAGUGAUGGUGUAGCGCUGAGGCCAUGGAAGAACCACAAGGAUCCUACAGACACAACCAAUCUUCAUCUCUGCCCUCGGAACCUCCCCUAAACAUUGUCCUGAUUGGGGAGAGAGAGGCUGGGAAGAGCGCAGCCGGUAAUGCCAUCCUAGGCACAAUGGCCUUCGACCAGGUCGGCAUUAGAACCAAGAAAAGUUUGCGGCGAGAGGGUCUGGUAAAAGGAAGGCAGGUUGUGGUGGUGGACACACCAGGCUGGGACUGGUUCAACCUGACUGGCACCUCAGCAUCACCAGCUGCUGUUAGAAAAGAAAUGGUUACUAGUAUGAGCCUGUGCCACCCUGGUGCCCAUGCUCUGCUGCUGGUGAUACCCCUGUCGUUCUCCUUCUCCGGACGGGAUCGACGUGUUGCAGAGGAACACGUGGAGCUGUUCGGCCCUCGAGUCUGGAAUCACACGCUCGUGCUGUUCACCGUGAAGGACCCCAAGACCCUCUAUUACUCUGGUCUGAAGGACGAAGUGGAGACAAACAUCGAGCUGCAAAUCCUGGUGGAAAAGUGUGGUGGGCGUUAUCAUGCUCUCCACGGAAAACCCAGGAGGGGAGAGGACCUGGUGGCUGAACUUCUGUCUAAAAUCCAGGAGAUGGUUUCUACUAAUGGAGGAUCAGUGCUGUUUAACGACGAGAUACUAGAGCAGUCCAGGGUGAGAGAGGAGCAGGAAGAAAGGAGAGAGGAAGAAGAGAGGAGGAAAGAAGUAGAGAAGCUGCACAGAAUCAGAAAGAGUCUUAGGAAGAAGGAAAUGCAGGAGCCUGGUUUGUGGGGCGACAUAUUGAGAAUCAAUGACGAGGAAGAGAGCAGACGAUCAAGGCGAGAUGUUCCAAAUGACUCAGAGGUUCAGGAACCCUCAGUGAUAUCAAGGUGCAGGCAAAAUAUUCAUCAAAAGUGUAACACACAGUGAUAAAAAGAGGAAAAACAACCAAAAGAGACGAUGGAGAACUGAAUCUGCACUAAAUCUGAACUGAACAGGUUUUUUUUCCCUUUUAUAAUUAUUUUCUAAGGGAGCAAUUUUCCCUACCUGAUUGUUUAUUAUAAUAAACACACUGUUUGUACAUGUUUACAUUUUUAAGGAGAAGAUAAAAGUCAAUAGAUAUAAAAAAAAAUAACCUGGCUUUUGAACAAAGAA